UAAUAAACACGAAACAUUAGUAAUUUGUAAUUGAUUCUCUAUUGCAUAAUCUUAACGCUCGACUCAUAAUUCAACUGUCUUAAUUUUUGGUUAAUUUUGACAUUUAUAGUAUAUACUGAAAAUAUUGUAUGUAAACAUAUAGCAAAGCGUAUAUGGUAGAAAUAUAGAUUUAAUAAAAUGAGACAAGUAGUAAAUAUCAGUGGAAAAAAUAUGAAUAAUUCUGGAUAAAGUAUUAACUUUAAGGCAGUGCGUACAAAGUAAAAUGUAUAUACAUUUGAGAUAUUAUUAUUAAACAUUGAUGUUAGUUUGAAUACAGUAUCUAUAUGUGCAUAUAUGUACAUAUAUAUAUAUAUAUAAGUACACAUAUUUGGAUCACACGAAUCCAAAAAUUGGGUGUUGAAAGUAAAUGCGCAAAUGUUUCUCUGAUUAUGUUUAUCAUAAGGAAAGAUUAAAGUGAUAGUAAGAGAUUAAUAAGAAAUGAUAAGAUGAUUAUCGUUCUAAGCAAUAACGUAGUCGACAUUCGUGAUGAUGUACGUUAAAGGAUGUUUAUGAAUCGGCUGAUUAUCGAACCAAUUCGCUUCGACCAUGAGUGCUAAACACAGCCCGAGAAAAAUAACACUGGCCAUGAUAAAAGGUAAACCUAUUGCAACUUCAGUUCCUGUAAUUCAUUACCAUGCUAGCGACGAUGAAUUGGAAGAAAUAUAUCCUAGCACAGACGAAGAGAAGCGAUUAACACCUGAAUGCGAAAAGAUCUCGUCCAAAGUAACUUCUACUCCAUCGAGAUGCAUUCACGAGUCGGAUAUUUCCGAAAACAACUCGGAAACCCGCUCUGUCAGUGCGGAAAAUAUUUUGCUAGAAGGUACGCCGCCAUCCCUGGAUCCAUGGAAAGUAUUCUCCGAUAUUAAAGGAAAAAUAACCAAGACGUUCGAGGAAAAACUGUCUGAAAUAAAAAGUGACAAACGGAAACGACGUCAUUCCAAAGCAGAAAGCUCAAGUGUUAGUGAUUUAGAGGAUCAAGGAUGUGUUACACCUAGCGAUGAAAAGGUGGAUGAUAUUCGUAAAAGAGGCAAUGCAGCCAGAUACGUAGGUUUUUCUGGAGUAAAAACUGGCUUAAAAGACAAAAGUUUACAGGAUGAGUGUGUUGAGAGUGGCAUUGAAGCUUCUGAAUUUCCACAAAAUGUCAGUGAAGAUGUUCCUUCCUCUUCAAUAAACGAUUCAUCAAAUUCAGAGCCACCUAGUAGUAACAAUAAUUAUAACAUUUUCCCACAACAGACCUAUACAAGCUCAGUAGCAUUCUCAAAGAAAAUAGAUUUCAAAACUGUGUUUUUACAAUUGAUUAAACAAUUAAUUUGCCAAGCAACAUAUAAAUCUAUUGCUGUUCUCAUUGCUAUUUCCUGCAUUUAUUAUGUUAUUCCAUUAGCAGAGUAUUUACUGGGAUUUAUGAUGGGUAUUUUUGUAACUGUUACCUUCUAUGACAUAGUAACAAAACUGAAGAAGAUUUUAACGACUUUGCCAGAUGAAGAAUGCCUUUCUAGUCAUCCAAUACAUGUUUUAGAGAUUCCAGCUGUAGAGGAACAUGCUGUGGUUGAAAGAUAUCAAGGUUGGUUAAAUGAAUUGCCUUAUAAUUAUGAACCGAAUAAUUAUCAUGUGGCACGCACAAAGUCUGUUUUCUUCAGAAUGGAGGGAAAUAUUUUGCGUAUUCUGGAAACCAGGAUGAAAGUUCCAAAGAAAGCUGUCUGGGAUGAGCCUAAACAUAAAUUAAAAUUUGUUAAAAAGAGAGCUUAUAAUUUAACUGGAGCAAAGAUAGAACUUCUUCCCCACGGGCUUGCCAGAAGAAGAAGAUGGAGUAAAAAAUAUCCGAUUUGUAUAGCCCUUGAAAAGGAAGCAUUAAUUUGUAAUGUAAUUUUGAAAAGUACAACCAAUGAUGAAUAUUCGAUAAAUAGUUAUCACAAAAUGGACCUAAAAGAAAAAGUCAAAUAUAAAUUUGAUAAGAAGUAUACAAAAAAAUUAGAUGGAGAAACACAAGAUGAGAAUGAAAUUUUGUUUGUCAAUAUGGAGAAUGAGGAACCAAUAGUAAAACAAGAAUUUUGUGAGUUUGCGGAAGUGGAAGAUACCGAUGAAGACGACGAUGACAAUAAAAAUUAUAAUUACGAUUCAGUUAGUGAUUAUCUUGACAACGAAUACGAAGAAUGUUUUGUAGAGAAUGAAGAAACAGAAAUUUAUAUGGAAGAGAAGUUGAAAAAGAAGGAUGAAGACUACAAGGAACAACAGAAAGAGGAGGAUAAAAUAAUAAGAGACUUGAAAAAGAGUUACACUAGUACUAAUAAAAAAAAAAAGAAACGAAGAAACAUAUCAAGCGAGAUAAAAACUUGUAAGAAAUCAAUCGUAAAAACAUGGAAUGAAAAAGAAGAAGAGUGGGAAGAGGAAAAGCAGAGCAGAAAAGAAGAACAACAGAAGAGCACACAAAGAAAGGAAAUGAGGCAGAAUGAGAUGAAAAAAGAUGAUGAAGAGGAGGAAGAGGAAGGGGAAGAGGAAGAGGAAGGGAAGAAAAUAACAAUAAAAGUAGGAGGAGAAAGAGAUAAUGAAAAGAAAGCAAAGAAUGGACAGAAAGAAGGACAAGAUUUAGAAAAAUCAGAAGAAGAAAAAGCACAGAUGGUAAUUGAUGACUAUGGUAGUUAUUAUCAUAAUAAAGUACACAAGAAAAGAAAUAAGAAAAAAGAGGAGGAAGAGGAGGAGGAGGAGGAGGAGGAGGAGGAGGAGGGAGAGGAAGAAGAGGAGGAGGAAGAUGAAGAGGAGGAAGAGGGGAGGGAGGGAAAGGGGGAUGAGGGAGGAGAACAUCAUAAUAAUGGUGAACGAAAAAAUAAAUUAAAAAUAUUUAUUUUUGCUAGAACUGAUCGUGAAAAAGAAGAUUGGUACAGACGUUUAAUUUUAGCUGCGUCUCGAUCCGUUAAAAAAAAUGAUUCAUUACUGUUUGCGAUUGAUACAUCGUCCAAUAUACCUAAUACUCAAUCAACGCAACAUAAAAUCAACGCAGAAUCAAAAAGCUCUCUUUCAGCUAGUAAUUCACACGAAACCGUACCUGAGCUUAAUUAUAACGCUUAUAUGGCAAAAUACCUGGAUAGUAGUUGUUCGCCGAUGUCAGAAGGUGCAAUUUCCACAUCUGUUGAAAACUCACUUUGGAUUAAUUGUCUAAUAGCUCGUAUACUUUUCGACGUACGCAAGUGCCCUGAAACUAUACAUCUUAUACAGGAUAAAAUACAACGCAAGUUAUCCAAUAUAAAACUACCAUAUUUUAUGGAGUGCCUUUUGGUUUCAGAGGUAGCAAUAGGUCAAGGAUCUCCUGUUAUUCACAAUGUAACAAAACCAGUAAUUAACGAAAGAGGUCUGUGGCUUAAUUUAGAUAUAACAUAUAAAGGAUCCUUGACUAUGACUGUUGAAACAAAAUUGAAUUUAAUGAAGUUGACAAGAACUGGAUCAGUUCCUGAUGAUACGAUUAUUUCAACAAAAAAAUCAAACGAAGUGAUAACUAGAUCACCAAUUUUCGAUAGUGAUGUAGAAGAUACGCCAGAAACGUCUACAGAAGACGAUUGUGAUAAUUCUAGAACGCAAUCGUACAAUAUGUCCAAAGAAACAACAUCUACGCAAUCAUCUGGAAGAAAAUUUCUUAGUAUGGUGGAUAAAAUAGCUGCAAAUAAAUAUUUUCAACAUGCCACCGAACUGUCCUAUGUUCGAAGGGCUAUGGAAGGUGUUUCGAAUACGGAGAUUCGGUUGAUGGUUACCGUUUCAAGUAUCGAAGGUUGUCUAUCAUUAAACAUUCCACCAGCACCGUCCGAUCGUUUAUGGUACGGUUUUAAGCCCGUACCGAAAGUGAGUCUUACCGUAAAACCCGCGGUUGGUGAGAGAACGGUUAAUAUCGUUUACAUAACAAAAUGGAUAGAAACUAAGUUACUCAGGGAAUUUGAAAAAUUGGUUGUUUUGCCAAAUAUGGACGAUCUCAUUUUACCAUUAUGUCCUAAUUAUCCUUAUACAACAAUACGGUAAUCGCAUAAUAAAUGAAAAAUUCUGAUUGUCGUAUCGUAUUGUACAUAAUCCAUUGAUAAAUGAACUAUCGUGUAGUAUACCCAUAUCUGAUUCAUAAUUGCAAUGUAUAUUCGACCAGCAAAUGACAAAUAUAUUAUCGUUGCAAAA
Messenger RNA from Bombus pyrosoma, 4188 nucleotides. RefSeq names its product testis-expressed protein 2. NCBI's taxonomy places the organism in Eukaryota, Metazoa, Arthropoda, Insecta, Hymenoptera, Apidae. The coding region runs from base 586 to 4041 and encodes 1151 amino acids. The transcript is spliced from 4 exons. Gene Ontology annotation, cellular component: endoplasmic reticulum. The record is from RefSeq and is a predicted model, not a curated record. Gene Ontology annotation, molecular function: lipid binding.